Erythranthe guttata (spotted monkey flower) is the source of this 1323-nucleotide messenger RNA. RefSeq names its product protein-L-isoaspartate O-methyltransferase 1. Lineage: Eukaryota; Viridiplantae; Streptophyta; Magnoliopsida; Lamiales; Phrymaceae. Gene Ontology annotation, cellular component: cytoplasm. Gene Ontology annotation, biological process: protein modification process. Gene Ontology annotation, molecular function: protein-L-isoaspartate (D-aspartate) O-methyltransferase activity. The record is from RefSeq and is a predicted model, not a curated record.
GAAUAUAACCCAUCUACAAAAUUGACCCAGUGAGUCAAGAUACUAAAGAAGCCCAACACGUGAGGCUCACGUGCCAAGAGACACGUCACGUCCCCAUUACCAUCUUCAUGAUUCUUCACGAUGCUGCUUGAUGCUAUCGUGCGCCCCUAAAUUGGAACUUUUAUCGUGCGCUUCUAAAGUGGAAUUCUCACAGCACAGCUCCUUGCCACCAACAGCACCACCACCACCGCCGCCGGCUUCCCUAAGCUUCAUCUUUCCAGCCACCGACCGCAUCCUACCUCCGCUGCCGCGUCGUUAACCUUUUCCUCUUCAUCUGUUUAAGCCAUGGAGCGUUUCUUGAAUGGAAGUGGCACCGACAAGAACAAAGGAAUGGUGGAGGAGUUGGAGAGCUAUGGAGUGAUAAAAUCGAAGAAAGUGGCAGAAGUAAUGGAAGCCAUCGACCGGGCUCUGUUUGUACCCGAGGGUACACCUCCAUACGUCGACAGUCCUAUGCAGAUUGGAUAUAAUGUCACUAUUUCGGCACCGCACAUGCACGCUACAUGCCUUGAGUUGUUGGAGAACCAUUUAAAGCCCGGCAUGCAUGCCCUAGAUGUUGGCUCGGGAACGGGGUAUUUAACUGCUUGUUUCGCCGUUAUGGUUGGAUCACAAGGCCGUGCUAUUGGAGUAGAACAUAUUCCUGAAUUAGUCGAAUCUUCAGGGAAAAAUAUCGAGAAAAGUGUGGCAGCCCCACUAUUGAAAGAAGGAUCACUCUCAAUCCAUAUUGGCGAUGGGAGGCAAGGGUGGCCGGAGUUUGCACCGUACGAUGCCAUUCAUGUAGGAGCUGCUGCACCGGAGAUUCCUCCGGCACUUGUUGAGCAGCUGAAACCUGGCGGCAGACUAGUGGUCCCCGUCGGAAAAGUCUCCCAAGAGCUGAAAGUCAUCGACAAGAAUAUGGAUGGCACACUAAGUGUACGAAAUGAGCUUUCUGUUCGCUAUGUUCCACUGACAAGUCGAGAAGCUCAAUUACGGGGACGCUAGCAGCAAUAACGCCUAAUUAUUGGUUUCGUCUUCUUUACUUUGUUUAUAAUAACUCAUUUUCUGAAUAAUCAUUGAUAUUACUAAAAGAAUUCCUGUGAGCUUUUGGUUUGGGUUAAGUGAAUAAUGUAAUGUAACAAGAGGAGGACUGUAUAAUAUAUAUUAUGGGUAAAUUACGGUCGGCCCCCCUGAGGUAAGGUCAAAUUACAAAAAAAAACCCUCAUGUUUGGGUAAUUAUAACCACCUGACUAUGAAUCUUCUUACAAGUUCAUCCUUAUGAUGUUAAAUUUAACAGAUUUUUUUAGGUUU